CAACCGGCUGCCUGAACUGAGUGGCACGGCCCCGCUGAGACCUGUCCCAAUCUGAUCUGGAGUCAGUUAGCUGGAUGUCACUCUCAGUCUGUCUAAAAGUACAGGGAGAAAGUCACAGAUGAAGACCAGAUCAACACAGGAGGACUGAACACAACAUGAUGUCGCAAAAUAAGCCAGUCGAGGAAGACUGCCAUCAAAAAUGCAAGGAAUACCUCAGCAGUUUGUUCGGGGAAUCAACUUCAGAGUAUUUUCUCAGCCCUUCUUCUUGCUCAAAGGAAAUACCCUCUUGGCUUUCACAGCUAAAAGACGACAUGAAAGAUCACACAAGUGCCCUUUUCUUAUGGGACGCUAUAAGACAACACUCUACACAGAUACUGCAAGAAUCAAACACAGAGCCCUCGAUGGAGAUUACUAAUGAGAUCGUGAGAAGGGUGACAGACUGGAAGACACUCAAGAAACAGGAUCAUCUGAUGCACCUAUUAGGAGUGAAAUACAUGUUCCGCUGUGCUCAGCGUAACCAGGUCAUCUCUGCCCUCCUUCUACAACAGAACCCUCUUUUUGACUAUGGGAUAAAUAAUGGACCGAACUGAUCUCGUGCAUAAUGCAGAACCUUCAAGAUCAGCAAGACAUUUAGGACACAGACAAACUGUAGAUAAAUUACAACUUGUUCAGCAAUUCAGCAUUUGUAUUGUUCUGUUGCCCCAUUUUAGACUUGCACAGGCUUGAGAAAUGAGUCAGUUAAAGUGGUGCAUUGAGAUUUGUAUUCAUUUGUACUUGCCCUUCACUACCAUCGGGAGGCGGCAGAUUGUAAAUUUGGCCUGUACUGUCACUACUGAAAUCAUUCUUAUCCUUUAGUGCAGUUCUCUUUUUUUAUAUACAAUAUAAAAACUAUAUUAUAAAUUGUAUAAGUUACCUACACGGAAAUAUCAUUUUCACUUCUGAUCUAAGAUGUAGGUGAAUGUCUCCUGCAUAUGUAUUUAUUGAUUUUCCUUUUAUGCCAAAAAUCAUUAGGAUACCAAGUAAAGAUCACGUUCCAUGAAGA
Messenger RNA from Puntigrus tetrazona (Sumatra barb), 1042 nucleotides. RefSeq lists its product as uncharacterized. Bases 156 to 590 code for a protein of 144 amino acids. The record is from RefSeq and is a predicted model, not a curated record. The transcript is spliced from 5 exons. NCBI's taxonomy places the organism in Eukaryota, Metazoa, Chordata, Actinopteri, Cypriniformes, Cyprinidae.